This is a messenger RNA of Fulvia fulva, 1530 nucleotides long. RefSeq names its product Dye-decolorizing peroxidase. The record is from RefSeq and is a predicted model, not a curated record. The transcript has 3 exons. Lineage: Eukaryota; Fungi; Ascomycota; Dothideomycetes; Mycosphaerellales; Mycosphaerellaceae. Gene Ontology annotation, molecular function: peroxidase activity; heme binding. Gene Ontology annotation, cellular component: cytosol. Bases 1 to 1530 code for a protein of 509 amino acids.
AUGGGCUCCAUCACAGAUCUCAGCAACGUCCAAGGAGACAUCCUUCUCGAUGGACUCAACAAAGAGGUGGAGACCUUUGCCUUUUUCAACAUUCCUAGCGGACAAGAAGCAGCCUUUGCACGAGCCCUACGCAAUGUUGCACAGGAAGAGAUCACAUCAACUCAAAACGCUCUGUCUACUAAGCGAGAUAUCAGAGAUUGUCGUUCCGAUCCUCAGUUGGGCGCAGUAAUGUCAAGAGUUCCAACGGUCGGGGCAAACAUUUCCUUCACUUUCAGUGGUCUGCAGAAGAUUUCCCGCGUCGUGAGUGGUCUCGAUGUACAGAGCCUAAGUGGCGGCAGCUUUGGCAGCGGCAUGAAGCAAACCGCCGUCAGUGGCUUGCAAGAUCCUAUCAAGCCGGAUACCCAAGACCCUGCUUGGACUGAUCAGUGGCUGAACAACCAGUUGGAUGGUGUACUCCUCGUGGCCGGGCAGACAACUCAGCUUGUACAAGACAAGCUCAACCGCAUCACGCAACUCUUCGGAGCAGCUGUCAAGAUCGCUUUCAAGAUUGACGGCAAUGUCCGUCCUGGCGACCAGAGAGGCAAAGAACACUUCGGCUACCAAGACGGCAUCUCACAGCCUAUCGUUGGAGGCUUGCCGGGCCUGACCAAAGAAGAAUCAUUCGUUCCACCCGGGCAGGAUAUCAUUGACCAGGGCGUCAUACUGUGCGGCCGUCCAGGCGAUGCUCAAGCCCAAAGCCGUCCGCCGUGGAUGCUCGACGGCAGCUUCUUAGUCUUUCGACAGCUCAAGCAGAACGUCGCCGAUUGGGACGACUUCUUGCAACAGUCUUCCAACACCCUCGGUACUUUCAAAGAUCAACUCGGUGCUCGUCUCAUCGGUCGCUGGAAGUCGGGCUGCCCAAUCAACCUCCAAGCAGACUUCGAUGAUGUCAACAUUGGCAAAGACAAGAUGCGCAACAAUCUUUUCGAGUACGACCCACCGGGUCUAGACAAGAACAACGAUUUCACCAUCACGUCUGGCAUGCGCCUUGUCUGUCCCAUCGGUGCCCACAUCCGCAAGACGAACCCUCGGGGAGAUCAAUUCGGUCCCAACGACGAUCCACGCAAGAACGUCAACCCUCACCGUAUCCUUCGCCGAGGCAUUCCAUAUGGUCCCGAGCAAGAACAGGACCCCUCAGCUGAGCGUGGCUUGCUCUUUGCUUGCUACCAAAGCGAUCUUGACCAGGGCUUCGACUUCAUCCAGAAGUUCUGGGCCAACAGCACUACAUUCCGCUUCCCUGGCGCUGGAGUCGAUGCAGUGAUGGGCCAGACCAAUACUUCUCCUACCGUCGGCAUGAAGGGCCUCUUCCCACAAGAUGCCAAUCGUGAACUUCAGCUGCCAGGAAUCAACCGCUUCGUAGUACCUCGAGGAGGAGAGUACUUCUUCUCACCGUCGAUUCCAGCUAUGACUGGAGUGAUGUCGAAUGUGGUGGCAACGAGUGGUGAUGCUAAUGGUGCAAAUGGUCAUGGACAGGUGCCUCUCGGCCACUGA